ACCACGACGUCCUCACGACCUUAACGACAACAGCAUGGACAACGGCGCGACUCACAGCACAGCGACGCUCUUGUUCAGCUUCUUGCUUAGCUUUCUCGGCCUAUCUUGCGCCUCCAUCCUAGGCGGCCUGGUGUGGCAGAGGUUCUCUGCGCGGUGGCGGGGACACCCCAACGAACACCCAGACACGCUCAAAGGCUCUCCUGUACCCCCAUCUCGUCCGAGGAUGUGGGACGUUUGCAUCCGCGACACCUUAUCGGCGGCCAAGCUCUCGGACUGUGCAUGGGAGCAGCUGCGGCCGCUCGCGCUCCAUCUCACCUCCGCCGCCGAUAGCAAGGGCGAUGUUGCGGAGGAGUCCAGGCCUGCGAAGUGGAAGUUGAGCCCGUUCGGUAGGAAUGAGCUCGAGUUCCAGACACAUAGGAACAUAUCGGACGCCGCAGAGGAGGAUAUUUUUUUAGACGGCUGCCAGGCCUCUAUCGCGGUCGUGAUCGCAUAUCCGACUCGUCCAAUCAAGGCGGAGGUGGACGAGUUCGCGCUGGGGACCGCACACACGCUAUGUAGUGGACCCUGGGCUGGUCGAGAUACCCCUUGGAUUAGCCACACUUGAGCAUCUCGGCCACAGUACCCGCGAGUUCAUCUCUUCCUUGAUCUUUGUUUGUACUAUAACAGCGACCGAGGCCUUU
Molecule: messenger RNA, 680 nt
Organism: Trametes versicolor FP-101664 SS1
Lineage: Eukaryota; Fungi; Basidiomycota; Agaricomycetes; Polyporales; Polyporaceae
Exons: 3
Coding region: 35-604 (189 amino acids)
Source: RefSeq, a predicted model, not a curated record